UCACGAUAAACAUGUUCAUGUAAGCAAUUAUAUACGUUAUAUCGCACUGUGACAGAAUUCGCAAUUUAUUCUUCCCUGCAAGAUGCGACGUUUGACAGUGAACAUCAUUAUUUCCUGUGGUCUUCUCAUUGGUAUAAGAGGGCAGCAAAUGUUGGGCGCAGGCAAGUGGACGGUGUUGAGCACGCAGCAGUGUGCGAAUGACGCUGAGAUGCCGUGGACCCUGCAUGUGCGCCGGCACAAGUUGAAUCGCACGCACGACGCGUUUGACGCCGACAUCGAUUUGGAGGACGACCUCGAUGACUCUUGUGCCAUACGAUUAGAUAUUUGCAAGGUGGUGGACGGAGGAUGCAAACCCUACAUGAUCAUGGCUGAUGAUUGUUUACCUAAUUUUAUAAAAAAACACGCAAAGGAAAAUGUCGAAAAGGUUCUCGUAAGCGGCGGUGUAGAUCCACCAGACUUUCCUAUUAAAAAAGGCUCGUUUCAUUUAAAGGACUACGUCAUUAGCAUGGAAGAAAUGGAAAAGGAAGGCGUGUACGGCACGUUUGAGGUGGAAGCUUUCAUAAUAAAGGACGGGCAAGAUGUGGCCUGUAUAAAAAUUACCGUAAAAUAUGAACCGAGAGACGACUAUGGGUCGAUGGGGUAAAAUCGCCCUUAUUCUAUCUUCUCCGUUCUAUCAGCGGACGAUCCAUGUGUGAAGAGAGAAUGCAACCGUCACAUGUACAAUUUGUCUAACUUUAGUCGCUUUAAGAAUCCUCACUUUCCGAACUUCACUUUCCCAUACAAACUACAAACAGAGUUUCGUUCUCAUUUUAAAACUAAAUAUUGGAUUGUAAUGGAACUUUGCACAUACAAUGACAUGAGGUAUACACAGUGUUUUGUUUUAUUUGCGUUAAUUUCGAGGGUGCAUUCCUGAGCUGAAAUUAAGUAACUUUCUCAAAGACACCGAUAUUCUAAUUAACUCCAUUUCGGAGAUAAUCAAUCAUAAAUUUUUAUCUUAUAAGGCUUAUACUUGCCUUAGGGCCUGUUUACUUAUUGAUUAGUGUUUAGUGCGAGUUCAUACAUUUGCUACUAAACGUAAGUACUAUCUCGGACGAUCGACGUUCGAAAUGACAUUGAUAUGUCACAGUUUUCAAUUGUUUGGUUGAGUUAAAUGUAAUGCCCGUGUUACAACAACGCUAUAUGCAUCAUUUAGUUACUUUUUAUAAAAAUAAAAAUAGUAAAAAAAAAACAAUUUUUUUUUUUAUGAAAAUUAACUAUGCCAUUUAGUUUCCUUAAACGUACUUACCGAUACCCCGAAGUUAACGAAAUUCAAUAAAAACACGGUGUAUAAUAUCUAGACCGGUAAAUAGUUUAUAUAGCUCUAGUUUAUAAAAUAAACGAAAGAGCAAAAACAAGUUUUGUAUAAAAAACUUAAAUUCGCUGUAGUCGCUGUUCUUUAUGUUGUAUGAUUGUAUUUUUAAUUGUUUUUUACGUAAUCACGUUUGUUUUUUUGUGGUUUGCACUGAUACUAGUAAAGAAAGUAGUUAAAAUAAAUAAUGAAUGAAUGUAAUUAUGAUCUAUUAGUGUUGUACAGUCAGCAUCAAUAGUGACGGAUCAAAAAACGCGCCAAAAUUAUCUGAUAAUCCGGAUAACUUUUCCAAAUAUAGAUAUAUCUCUAAAAUGUACAUUCAAAAGUAUGUAUAUCUUUUACUGUCUUAAUUGUUCGACAUACGAGUAUAUAACCACCGCAUUUUGUUAACUGUAUCAGAAUGGUAGAUACUUUUGAAACCUUGUUUGUUCCGCUACUUUUGAUGCUGACUGUAUGACAUGGCCUUUUGUUUUCUGACGAGAUAUUGGAAUAUUCGAAUAAUAUUCGAAUU
Molecule: messenger RNA, 1859 nt
Organism: Cydia pomonella (codling moth)
Lineage: Eukaryota; Metazoa; Arthropoda; Insecta; Lepidoptera; Tortricidae
Exons: 4
Coding region: 83-643 (186 amino acids)
Source: RefSeq, a predicted model, not a curated record